AUGCCAAGGGUCAGCGUCCUGGCUCCCGAGGAGAGUGCACCCGCUGCUCGGUCGGCUGGGCCCUCGCCCCCUGCCAGCCCAGCCUGAAGGCCCCCAGGCGGACCGCAGCAUGAUCUCCAUCAGCGAGGGCCAGAAGAUUGGCGUAGGCAUCACUGGCUUUGGCGUCUUCUUCAUCCUCUUUGGGAUUCUCCUGUACUUUGAUUCCGUGCUCCUGGCUUCUGGAAACCUGCUGUUCCUGACCGGCCUCUCCUUCAUCAUCGGCCUGCGGAGGACGUGUUCCUUCUUCUUCCAGCGGCACAAGCUCAAGGGCACCAGCUUCUUCCUGGGCGGUGUGGCCAUUGUGCUCCUGCGCUGGCCCCUCCUGGGUAUGCUCCUGGAGACCUACGGGUUCUUCAGUCUCUUCAAGGGUUUCUUCCCCGUGGCCUUUGGCUUCCUGGGCAACGCCUCCAACAUCCCCCUCCUGAGUGCGCUGUUCCGGAGGCUUCAGGGCACCAGCUCAAUGGUCUGAACCUCAGAAAUGAGCUCCUUGAACUUGGAUGUUGAUGAAGUGGCAAGAAGGGAACCGGAGGCCGCCCCCGCAGCCCCCUCCCCUCCUGCACUGACUCACUCCCCGGGCCUCCCCAAGUCCCGAAGGAACCAGAAUGGAGCUGCGUGACCUCAAACCUCCAAGUCAACGCAAGAGGCUGCCUGGACGGCUGGGAGCAGAGAUCGCAGCCCGGUGGGACUUGGCUGGGGCUGAAGGCCCAUCCCCCGCCCUGUAUUUAUGGGGGGAAAGUGAAGAUUAAAUCCCAGAGCUGCGAGACGGUUCGGCCUCGAAGUCAGUGUCUACAGCCCAGAAAGUCCCCGCCAGGCUUCUGGGGGCAGCCCAAGGCCAGCGCACCUCCAUUCCGAGAAGAUGAUGGCAGCAAGGUCUGCCUGCCUUCCUCCCUCUCACUUUUGUUUCCUGGUACCCUGGAUCGAACUCAGGACCCUGCACUUGCCAGGCAGGUGUGGUGCCAUUGAGCUAAAUCCCUGGCCCACCUCUAUCACUUUGCUCCUAGUGUUUAAUUAUCCCAGGGAGUGACACAGUGCAUUUGUCAGCAGUAAGCGUUCAGCCGGCGAUGGACACCGGUCCAGUGCUGCCGGGAAGGGCGGCUCAACCAUGUGGGGUGGCUCUGCACAGUGCAGCCCCCAGGGCCAGCUAGGAGGACACAGCCCCUGCCGUCAAACAGUGCCGGCUGCAAAGUCGCAUUUGCUGGGUACCCACUGUGUACCAGUGAGUGUCCAGGGCACAAGGGACAGGCCUGUCCCUCCCAGCGCAGAUAGGUACAGCAUGGCAUGCAGAGGGUGGGCGUGCCGCCACAUGGAACUGACUUUCCUGCGUUCCAGCACCUCCCCAGCACGGCAGUACCUUCUCCUUCCAGAGCUGCUAUGCAUUCUCAUCGCAGUCCCUCCUCUCUCUCUCUCUCUCUCCCUCUCUCUCUACCUGGUAUUGGAGAUUAAACCCAGAG
This is a messenger RNA of Fukomys damarensis (Damara mole-rat), 1490 nucleotides long. It is a transcript of the gene Golt1a, whose product is annotated as golgi transport 1A. The transcript has 5 exons. The coding region runs from base 110 to 508 and encodes 132 amino acids. Lineage: Eukaryota; Metazoa; Chordata; Mammalia; Rodentia; Bathyergidae. Gene Ontology annotation, biological process: endoplasmic reticulum to Golgi vesicle-mediated transport; retrograde transport, endosome to Golgi. Gene Ontology annotation, cellular component: membrane; endoplasmic reticulum. The record is from RefSeq and is a predicted model, not a curated record.